AUGUCGCCGCUGAGCAAUAAUUCCCUUUUCUUGGAAUAUCACCGGAAUCCACUGAACGAUUAUUUGGCUAGGGGCCUAAAUGUUUGCCUCAGUACGGACGAUCCCCUGCAGUUUCACUUCACAAAGGAACCCCUCAUGGAGGAGUACAGUAUCGCUGCUCAGGUCUGGAAACUAAGUGCCACCGAUAUGUGCGAGCUGGCUCGCAACAGUGUCCUCAUAAGCGGUUUUCCCGACUUUGUGAAGUCGCACUGGUUGGGUCUAAACUUUUGGGAGGAGGGCGUACGCGGCAACGACAUUACGCGUACCAACCUGCCCAAUAUUCGUGUCGCCUACCGUCACGAGACACUUACGGAGGAACUGCGCCUUCUAGUAUCAGCUGCACUGGAGGCCAGAGAACUCCAACCACGCUCAAUGCCAGCUGGGUCUCCUAUGCACCAGAAACAGGUGUAUCCGGAUAAACUGGUUCACCUUUCGCCUCAGCCACUGACUGACCUCACAGAGGAAGUCUAA
Dibothriocephalus latus is the source of this 510-nucleotide messenger RNA. The record is from the annotation of a GenBank genome assembly. NCBI's taxonomy places the organism in Eukaryota, Metazoa, Platyhelminthes, Cestoda, Diphyllobothriidea, Diphyllobothriidae.